AUGCUGGAGCUAGAUAUUCUUAAAGGGAUGAAAAGAAAAGAGAUUAUGUAGAUGCUAAAGAUCUAAAUUUAAGUUUGGACAUUAAACCGUCCGAAAGAAUUAGCAUCGAGGAAUGAGUGUGCGUUACUUCUUGAAGGAGUGCAGUGGAAUGCGGUGAAAGAACAGGAGGAGAUGGCGGAGGCCUCCCAUAACCUCAUCGUUUUGAUGUCGAGAAAGCUGGUUAAGGGAUGCCUCCCGCAUAUAUGCGACGCGGUUGGCUGUAAAGCAGUUUGGUCUGCACCAUCAGCAACUGCGAGAGAGCGCAGAGAAUAUCAAUGGCGCUUGCUUCGUCCCAGACUUACCUACCUAUUCGCCAUUCCAUUCUCAUUUCAGGCCAUCCUCUCCAACACAUCCCGAUAAAAAACUCUCUCCUCCGCAUAACACCUCAAACUUCACUGGCAGUUAAAUGCGAGCAAAAUCGCCACUCCACUCCCCAAACUACAACUCAAGACGACGGUAUACCAGUGGAAGACGUCACCUUUUUGGCCCGGUUCAAAUCCAGGUACAACUACAUCCGGGUGCUCCAAGUUUCGCGAAAAGCUGAUCACCCUUUCGCCGGUUCCAGGCUCCUUCUCCUCGAUGGCCCUGGAAACAUCCACAGCAUAUCCUUCCUCUUCAGAUUACUCACCAAUACUUACUUCGACGUCUUCGCUACGUUGCCUCCCCUUUUACCUCCCGGGCCCAUCGGAAUUCUCGGCUUCGGUGCAGGCUCCGCGGCUCGUCUCCUGCUCGAAUUGUACCCGGAAGUGGUCAUCCGCGGGUGGGAGCUCGACCCAUCUGUAAUUGACGUUGGAAGAAAGUAUUUCUCCCUCGAGAAACUUGAAAGAGAACACCCGCAGAGGCUUUUCAUAUAUAUUGGCGAUGCCUUGAAAGCCAGCUGGAAAGACGGGUUCGCGGGGAUUUUGGUCGACUUGUUCUCCAAAGGUAGCUUGCUACCAGAGCUCCAGGAUCCAGCCACGUGGGAGACAAUGAGCAAGAGUUUGAGAAAAGGCGGGAGAAUCAUGGUGAAUGUUGGAGGUAGUUGUGUAGAGGCGGAGAAUAAGCUGAGAGAUGGCAAGAUUGUAAUGGAAGAAAGCUUGAAGGCGAUGGAACAAGUAUUUGGUAAGAAGCUUCAUGUCCUGAAUCUGGGGAAUCGGAAGGAUGAUAGCUCCCUCGCUCUUACUGGAGAUUUUCCUGAACCGGACGUGUGGAAGAAGGCGCUUCCUCGUUCGUUGAGAGACUACGUUGAUUUAUGGACGCCAUAUUCAGUUUAGUGUUGGUGAAUCCGGUGGCCGCGAAAUGGUGCUCUUUCUGUGUUUGUAUUUAUUCCUCUGUGAAAUCUUCUCCUCCGAAAGUUCCUCCUUUUGUCCUUUAUUCGUUGCUUUGCAUUUCAUAUUUCCGCGUAGAACCUUGUUCCCGUCUAGACAAUAGUAAUAGCCACGAUCAGCAUGAAGCUAGAUCAAAGCAUGCGACGAGAAGGUAGCUUUGGUCUUCUCAUGAAGCUGUAGUGAAAUUUACUUGGAGCUCUCACCUCUCACUCUAACACACUUCUGAGUUGCCCCUGUUGCUACAUGACUUGCUCUCAUGCUACGGCUCUGACGGAGAUCAUGCAUCGUUUUGACACCAGCAUACGGCAUCGUGCUGCUCCAUAACUGGGAAAAUAUGAGAGGGGAAUUCCAUUGGUUUGGCUCCCACAAUUGUAUUGUCCUUUAGAAUUUCUCGAUGAUGUAAAGUGGGACCUAUUUAGUUUUCUCAUCUAAUCAAUUCGGUUUGGUUUUUAA
Messenger RNA from Prosopis cineraria, 1799 nucleotides. RefSeq lists its product as uncharacterized. Bases 315 to 1292 code for a protein of 325 amino acids. Lineage: Eukaryota; Viridiplantae; Streptophyta; Magnoliopsida; Fabales; Fabaceae. The record is from RefSeq and is a predicted model, not a curated record. Gene Ontology annotation, molecular function: thermospermine synthase activity. Gene Ontology annotation, biological process: polyamine biosynthetic process. The transcript has a single exon.